Molecule: messenger RNA, 2703 nt
Organism: Strongylocentrotus purpuratus (purple sea urchin)
Lineage: Eukaryota; Metazoa; Echinodermata; Echinoidea; Camarodonta; Strongylocentrotidae
Product: ETS-related transcription factor Elf-2
Exons: 10
Coding region: 297-1562 (421 amino acids)
Biological process (GO): cell differentiation; regulation of transcription by RNA polymerase II
Cellular component (GO): nucleus
Molecular function (GO): sequence-specific DNA binding; DNA-binding transcription factor activity, RNA polymerase II-specific
Source: RefSeq, a predicted model, not a curated record
GCCUGCGGUCGAUAAAGUUUUAGCGAGCGCCGAGUUCCAUCAUUAUCAAAGUUGUCUGUGCAAGUUGCAAGAGUUGGUCCUCCGGAAUAAUUCGCUCUGAACUUCAAUUGGUGGGCCUAUUUGUUUCAUGCAUUUCGUGUUCUGGUUUUCUUUUCCUCUCGAGCGCUUGGAUUACACAACGUUCACUUGCGAGCUCUGUUUCUGCUCUCGGUUUUAUUUCAAGUGAACGCGACUGGCAAACCUAUUGAGAACCUUAAAACCUUUCACGGAUUUAGAUUCUGCGGGUCGAGUUCACCAUGAAUGCGUUUGGCUCAGAUCAAAUGCUGCUUCCCAGCAUAACCCAGAUUCUUGAACCUGACGUCAAGCCCAUAACCUCCAUCCACCAAUCACUGCUCAGCGAUGAUGAUCUUGCAUCCGGCACCAAUCACAUCCACCGCCCAGAUAUCAACAAGACCACGCCCAAGAUGCUGACUCCGCCCGACAGCCCCGUCGUCUUCUCAGAGCUAACCACGCCCCCUAAUCUUCUCAGGAUGACGUUACACGACGGUUCACAGAUGGUCUCGAAUUUGGAGUCUGUUUGCAGCGUGCUUGAAAUGGGACUGCAUUCGAAUUUUCUUCCGGCAUUUGAUAGUCUGGAAUCGUUAAAUCACAUCACUGAAUUGGAGCAUCUUCAUGCCAGGGAUAUCAUGAGCAGUACAUCAACGAGAUCAGAUGACAUGUUCGAUGAUAAUGACAGUGGCUCAGAUUGGCCCGGUAUUUACAUCGAUGACAACGAUGACACCAUUGUUCCCAGCCCCACCCCAUCCCCUCCAUUCGAUGCUCCCUACUUCUACGAGUCUCCGGACCUUACAACCAUCGACAGUCUCCUCGUCUACCAAGAACCAGCGAAACCCGAGAGAAGGAAAUACAGCUCCAUCAGUACUGAAGAAUCCAUACAGUCUGACAGUGGCAGCGAGGGCGGACGCUGUACCCCUCUCAUCAUCCCAACCAGACCGUUCCACAGUCAUCACAGUUCCAAUAAAUCAAAAUCAGCAGCAAGCAGGACGCACAACUACCAGAGACGCAUCAUCACCAAGAGCCUGGAAGAGCUCCGGGAAGAAGGAUCAAAGCCGGUCUACGGGUCACCAUCAUCACCCUCAUCGUCAUCGACAUCAUCGUCGAGUUCUAGCAUUGAGAAGAGAAAGCGAGGUCGACCCAGGAAGAGGCUUUCUGGCGAACUCGGGGAGAGGGGAGUCAACAGAAGAAAACAGAGCAGGAAAGCAGUGAAAGGAAGUCAUCUGUGGGAGUUCAUCCUUAACAUCUUAAAGAACGAGGCCUACUGCCCCCAGUACAUCAGGUGGGAGGACAAGGAGAGAGGAGUCUUCCGGAUCGUCAACUCAAAGGUGGUCGCCAACAUGUGGGGGGAUAUCAAGAACAACCCACGGAUGACGUAUGAGAAGCUGAGCAGGGCAAUGAGGUACUACUACAAGAGGGAGAUCCUGGAGCGGGUGGAUAAAGCUCGACUCGUCUACAAGUUCGGCGAGAAAGCCGAAGGAUGGAGGAAGGUCAUUGCGGAUGAGUGAACAAACUUGUAACCAUGGUAACCGCUUCCAGUAAAAACGCCCUUGUUAAAACGGCGACGGUGAAGCUAAAGAUGAAGAGGCGAAGGUGACGCCUGUCUAUGAGGUUGGAUUCCGUCAUCUGUACUUGAACCCUUGAGUGACCUUUCUGCGGGAUGAUUUGAGAAGAACUUUUUUGUUGUUGGAAAGGAACAAAUGAAAUACUAGAACCUUGGCAGAUGUCUUAGUUGCCACAAGCAAUCAGGUCUUCCAACAUAAGUGACAAUGGCAGAACUUGCUCAAUAAUUACAUUGUCUCAUCGUCAAAGAACAAUUUUGCUCUUCCAAACUUAUCUGACUGUCUGAGAGAUGAUUCUUCAAACCAGUCCAGAACUUUGAUCGGUUUAUAGGACCAAUGGGGAAAACCAUUAAGCCUUCAAAAUUCCUCAUCGAUUUUUAAUUGCAUGGCUCCACCAGAUUAUCGAGUCUUCCAAAAGAUUCUCAGUUCAUUCCAAGAACAUAGAAUAUUUCGAUGUUCAGAUGUUCAAUUAUUCGUGACCGAAGUAAUUCAGAAGUGGUAUGCCAAAAAUCAUCAUUCCAUCUUGUUUCAACCAGAGAAUAAAAGUAUAUUCUAACCAUUUCGGUUGCGCGGGAACUUUACAGAAACAGACAGGCCUGUACGACAAGACAUGCCUUCCGACCAAAUUCUGCUUAUUCCAUCAUCAAGAUUAGUCUUCCAACUUUUGCGAACAUGUUUCAUUUCUCUCAAUGUCAAACACUCCAUAGAGUUUUUUGUGCAUGGUACGUAUUAAAGUAAAAAACCUGUCUAUAGCGACCACCCAAGGUAAACACAAAAAGUGGUCUUUGUAGACAGGUUCCUUUAGUACAUGUUUCAAUGAGAAACCAUUUUCAAGGGGGAAAAAAACAAAUGGUCUUUGUAGACAAGUGAUCGCUAAAGCAGGUUUGUCUGUAUCUCAUAAAAUGGGAGGAUUUUAUCUGCUGGACCUCUUGUUCCGUUUUCUGUUAGAAAAAAAUGUUAGGAAGCCGGGCUUCGAUUUAUCCUUUUAUUUGGAUUCUCAAAGUAUCCGCACUUGACAUUCUCGGUGUGCAAUGUCAUUAUAAUAACUAAUCAUAGUUCCUGAAAAUGCUUUUCAAUAGGCAAAAAA